CUCACGCAACAAUUGGCGGCAUUCCAUGAGCGCAAUUGCCAUCACUUGUAUAUUUUCCGCGUUUUCCCAGCAACUACACAAUAAACUGAGGAACAGCGGCCAAAUUACACAGGAAAAAGCAUUAAUAAACGCUUGAAUAUGCCCGCCGGCACUCUCCAGUCACCAAGCAGUAAACCUAUUACCAAAGAUGCCAUUCAGAAGUCAGGGGACCGCACUUGCCCCACUGGCAGCGGUGGCAAGAAGCUGGUCCAGACACGUCUACCCUUCAAGCUGAUCACCCCAGUGGCAUCAACAGCCACUGGUGGCACAUUAGCAGGAUCAGGGGCAGGAGGAGCCCCCACCUCUGCUACGUCUUCCGGUACUUCGGCCCUGCCCGAUGGAGAUGCCCUGGCAUCGGGAGAGUCGCCGCUGCCGAAGGAGCCGCGCAAGCGAAGACUCUCCUACAGCGAGGAAAAGAGCAGCAAUGAUGACACCUCGGAUCUCGAACAGCAGCGGCGCUCCAACAGCAAAGAGAACCUGGCCGUGGGCGUGGUUGGGGCUGCGGCUGUGGGAGCUGCUAAGAAGUCGAAGAUCUUGGAAGUGCUGGACAUGGCCGAAGAAAUCAUCGAACUGGACGACGAUGACGACGCAGACGAAGACAUUGAUGAGAAGGAGAAGGCCGAGGAGAAGAAAUCCUCAGCUCCAGCUCUGGCUGGUGCCAAAGCGAAGAUUCAGAUCAAGCCGAAGGCGAAGCCCAAGCCCAAGACCAAGCCCGGAGAGAAGGCCCCUUCAUCGCCCAUACAAAUCAAGCUGCCGCUGCUGAGCAAACGCGGCUCCAAGCGCCGAAAAUCUGUGAAGGAAUCGGAGGCAGCAACCCCCAAAAAUACUGCCCCCUCGACAGCGACAGCGGUGCCAGUCGAUUGCGACUCGACUGAUGACGAUGACGAUGCUAAAGUCAUUGCCGAGAAGCGGAUGAAAGUGCGGCUGCCCAAAGGCAAGAAGGAUCCAGAAGCAGCAGCAGAGAAGAGACAGAAAGAUGAGAAAAAGCCAGAAGCAGAGGAGAGCAAGGAGGAGGAGACAAAGACAAAGGUAAACGGAAACAAAAACGACCAGGAGGAGGUGCUUAACGCGGUGGAGAAGAUCACGGCAGAGGUGCAACAAACUGUAGAAGAGAUUACGGAGGAGAAGAAGAACAGAGGACAGAAAACAGAACCGAAGACCAAGGAUGCCCAAACAUUGACAAGCAGCAAGCAGGAGGAUCAGCAAAAGGCCGAAAAGAAAAAGUCACCGAAUGCCAAGACGCACGACUCCAAAUCGUUGGAAAAAAGUACAAAAGAAGAAACCGAGCUGAGCACAGAGCGGGCCACAAAGGAGGAUUCCUCCCUAAAGGAGGAUGUGAGCAAAGCGGAUCUGGAGGUGACGGAGAAGAGCAGCAAGGAUCAAGAGCAGCAAUCGGGAGUGAAGCAGAACAGCCACAAAGAGGAGAAGCAAACGAUAGUUGAGAAAACAGAGAAUGAGACAGAAAGCAAGGACGAUUCCCCCGACGAUGAUGAGGUGACGAUCCUCUCUAGCAGCGAAAGCGACCGCGAGAAGUCCGAUCAGUCCAGCACCGACCAUGAGAUGGAGAUGGACACCGACACACCCGACAGGAGGGCGAACGGUGGCAAGGGAAAGGCGCCCAGAAGAAAGAGCGUCCAUGACAUGGACGGUGUCGACGGUGGCGGAGACCUGAAGGGCCAGGCGCUGACGCCGAAGCAGCAGCGACUGUUUGAGCAGCGGCGCAAGGCGCGGGAGGAGAAGGAGCACAAGCUGCAGGAGGAGCGCCGCCUCAAGCAGCAGGAGAAGGAGCAGCGCGAGCAGCAGCGCAAAGUGGAGCGUGACCAGAAGGAGGAGCAGCGGCGCAAGGAACGCGACGAGAAGGAGGAGCAGCGGCGCAAGGAGCGCGAGGAGAAGGAGCGCAAGCGCCAGGCCGAGGUGGACUCGAAGAACGAGGAGAAGCGCAAGCGCAACGAGGCCAAGGAGGAGGUGCAGCGCAAGCGGGAUGAGGAGAAGCGUCGCAAGGAGCACGAGAAGGAGGAGGCCGAGCAGAAGAAGAAGCGCGCCGCCGAAUCCUUCACCAAGUUCUUUGUCCAGAAGCAGCCCAAGGGCCCAGGCACAGGCGAUGCCUCCGCCGCCACGCUGGAGCAGGAGCAUACCAGCUGCGAAAGCACCAAAAUGAUCUGCCAGUCGCUGGCCUUCCGUCCCUUCCAGGUCAAGGACGACAUGUUGCUGGCCCCUGUUGUGAGGGCCUCCCUUGGCGGCCAGCAGCGCUCCCAGCUGGAUGGCCUUUUCCGCGAGCGCAAUGAGGAUGCAUCGUCGGAGGAGGAUGAGCCCGAGGACAUAGGCCGCCGCAAGCGCCCCAACCGCGUCCAGCUGUACCUCGCGGAACUGGCAAAAGGCACCCGCCAGCCGCUCAAGAUGCAGCGCGACAUUCGGCUGCAGCGGCGCACCAAAGAGGAGGAGAGCGAGGAAGAGGUCCAGGUGAUAGAUGAUCUGACCAAUGCCGGCACGCCCAUUGUGCAGGAGGAGCAGGCCAAGCAGAUGCCCAGGAUGCGGGCCAAGUAUCUGAUGUUCGCCGACAAUCGCCGGCCUCCGUACUACGGCACCUGGCGCAAGAAGAGCCAGUCCAUCUGCGCCCGUCGCCCCCUGGCCCAGGACAAGGUGCACUUUGACUACGAAGUUGACUCGGACUGCGAGUGGGAGGAGGAGGAGCCGGGCGAAUCUCUGAGCGCCAGCGAGGACGAGAAGGAGCGCGAGUCCGAAGAGGAGUCCGAAGAGGAGUACAACGAGUGGUAUGUCCCUCAUGGCCAUCUCAGCGACGAGGAGCUGCAGAACGAUGGCGAAAUGGAUGACGGGCAUACGCGCGAGGCCCAGAAGGCCAAGCUCCAGGUCCUGCAGCAGGAGUUCGCCCAGGAAAUGAAGAAGCAGACCAGGAAGAUCAAGCCACGGCUCCUCGGCCCCGUCUGGCUGGACGAGAACGGCAACAAGUCGCAGCUGUGUCCGCCCGUCUUCAUUCAGACCAUCGACAUGUACGGCAGCUGGCAACUAGAGCCGAUCAGCCUGGAGCCGCCGCCGGAGACGGUGCGGGAGGAGGCGACUAGCACCGCCCCUCCCAGCCCCCUGCAGCUGGACGAGCGGCUGCUGCAACAGCUGGUGCGGCUCACGCAUGGCAAUCGCAACGCCAAGGCCUUCCUGAUCUCUGAAUACCUGGAGUACCUGAAGACGCAGACCAGCCAGGAGGCGCAGCUGCUGCCGUCGAAGGCCCUGAUCCGCGAGAAGUUCGAUGAGCUGGCCACCUGGUCGACAAUGGAGCUAUCCACCCCAGACGCCGCAGCGGGCAGCAGUGCCAAGAAAUCGAAGAAGCCCAAAAAGCGCCUCUGCUGGAUGGUCGGCCCCGAGAUGCUCGAGAAAUUCCAACUGGCCGAGCUCUCGGUGCAGAACCAAUGGGAGUACACGCUCACCCCCAAGAUCACCGAAUCGGAGACUCCGCCACAGCACGAGCUCAGUCCCCCCGCCGAGCCCGAGGUACCGGCCAAGCAAGACAAGGAAUCGCCGGUGGCCACCGUGGACGCUUCGAGCACGCCCAGCACUCCGACUCAGGUAGCCCCUAAGAAGCGGGUCGCCCUGAUAUCCGGGCCCCGGGAACUGCCCAGCCCCGCCGCCUCGAAGAACGGCCUCAUCAGUCAGUUCCUGCGCCGCCAGAGCGAUGCGAGCCCCAGCACCAAAGCGAGUCCGAAGAGGCCCACAGCCACAGCCAAGGCCAGUGCGGCGGAAGCCGAGUCGGAGGUGGUGCUGCUGCUCUCCGACUAAUAAUCCUCUAGCUUAAGUAAUCCUCUCACACGACAACUGCCUUAUGAAAUGGCCAAUGGGACACAUCGUCUGUUUUUAGUUUUACUUUGUCUCUUUCCUAGCAUUAUUAAUUUUUGUUUCCUCAUAAGUUACCAUAUAAUCGUUUAAAAACCCCGAUGUACGUUUUACUUGUAUAUCCCCACUCGCAGUACUCUAUAUCAUAGCGCAUCUGUAGAUCUGUUCCCGAUCUGUAAUUAUACCCCUACGAAGUAGAUCAAUUGAAAUGAUCGUGUCGAAUCAUAAAUGCAGCAUACACAUAUGCAGAAUUAUAUUCUCUAGCAUUAAGACAAA
Messenger RNA from Drosophila pseudoobscura, 4158 nucleotides. RefSeq names its product Chromatin assembly factor 1, p180 subunit (gene Caf1-180). Gene Ontology annotation, cellular component: CAF-1 complex; nucleus. The record is from RefSeq and is a predicted model, not a curated record. Gene Ontology annotation, biological process: nucleosome assembly. The transcript has 3 exons. Lineage: Eukaryota; Metazoa; Arthropoda; Insecta; Diptera; Drosophilidae. Bases 139 to 3828 code for a protein of 1229 amino acids.